CAUAUAAAGCUACAGGGGUGGCUACAUUGUGCAACAUGGCGGCGCGCAGCUCAGACGAUGAGUCUGAACACAGUGCUGACGAACAGCGGCCGGCGCUCGCCAGUGGCUCCGAUGACUCCGCAGCAGAAGGCAACGAGGCCUGGGCCGACGUGCUGGGCAAGCUCCUCCAUACCAAGGCGCCCAGGACAAAGACUCCUAUCCUUUUCAAAGCGAAGAAGGAUGGACAACAGAGACGCCAAAAGCCGGCCACCGUCCUCGAAAUUGUGGGCGAUGGAGGAGAAGUGAAAGAACAGGAAACACAGAAACUGCCUGAUGAGCCCGAGUUUCUGUCCAAAAGGGAACUUCGGGAAAGGAAAGAAAAGAAGCGGCAGUGGGAGGAAAUGAGUAGGACAAAACCGGUGCACGAUGAAGUUGAAAAACGGUUAAGAAGCAUUGCCACAAGAGGUGUUGUACAGCUAUUCAACGCCGUUAAGACUCACCAAAAGGAAGUUGACGAGAAGCUCCGUGCUGCUGGCCAAUCAGAGACCAAGAGAGAUAAAGUGUUGAAAUCUUUCAGCAAGGGUGCUUUUCUGGAUAUGCUUAAGGAAAACAAGGAAAAAUCGUCUGACAAACAGCAGUCUUGGGGAGUGCUUCGAGACGACUUCAUGCUUGGUGCUGAGAUGAAGGACUGGGAUAAGGAGGAAGAAAUAGCCUCUUAGCUGUUGCUUUUGUGACUAGCAGCAAAUGUGACCACACACAUUACACUCUGUAUAAAGUCAGUUUCACAUUCAUAGA
This is a messenger RNA of Dermacentor andersoni, 774 nucleotides long. RefSeq names its product RRP15-like protein. Gene Ontology annotation, biological process: maturation of LSU-rRNA; maturation of 5.8S rRNA. The record is from RefSeq and is a predicted model, not a curated record. Gene Ontology annotation, cellular component: preribosome, large subunit precursor. NCBI's taxonomy places the organism in Eukaryota, Metazoa, Arthropoda, Arachnida, Ixodida, Ixodidae.